GUCAUGUCAAACUUUGCACCAAUGGCGCCUCCGCUUUGCGCGGUCCGGAGCGCGGAGAGGCGGGCUGGACCAAUCAGGGUGUAGGCCCCGGCGUAAGCCCCGCCCCCUGGCUGCGGCAGAUGUACCCCGCCCGCUGCGCCUCAGGUCCGUCGAGCGUUUAAACUUGCGGGUCGUCGUCGCGGGAAGAGUUCGCUGAUCGCGGCUGAGGACGGCGGCACGCUGGACGCGCAGCAGGAGCCCCGCAGGAGCCACGCACCGGACGCCGUCUACUUCCUCUGCGGGUUCAACGCCAUGGAGCCCGCCUUCGGAGAGGUCAACCAGCUCGGGGGGGUCUUCGUGAACGGCCGGCCGCUCCCCAACGCCAUCCGCCUGCGCAUCGUGGAGCUGGCCCAGCUCGGGAUUCGACCCUGUGACAUCAGCCGCCAGCUGCGCGUGUCGCACGGCUGCGUCAGCAAGAUCCUGGCGCGCUACAACGAGACCGGCUCCAUCCUCCCGGGGGCCAUCGGCGGCAGCAAGCCGCGGGUCACCACCCCCACCGUGGUCAAGCACAUCCGGACGUACAAGCAGCGCGACCCGGGGAUCUUCGCCUGGGAGAUCCGGGACCGGCUGCUGGCCGACGGCGUCUGCGACAAGUUCAACCUGCCGUCCGUCAGCUCCAUCAGCCGCAUCCUCCGCAACAAGAUCGGGAGUCUGGCCCCGCAGGGCGCCUACGACGCGGGCAAGGCCGCGCCGCACGCGCCGCCGCAGCCCGCGCUGCCCUACAACCACCUGUACUCUUACCCCGCGUCCAAGGUGCCCACCCCCCCGGGCAUGCCCGCCCUCCCCGGACACAUGGCCAUGCACAGGAUUUGGCCCUCGUCGCACUCCGUCACGGACAUUCUGGGGAUCCGCUCCAUCACGGAGCAGCAAA
Messenger RNA from Oryzias melastigma (Indian medaka), 910 nucleotides. Its product is annotated as paired box 9. Gene Ontology annotation, biological process: regulation of transcription by RNA polymerase II; anatomical structure development. Gene Ontology annotation, molecular function: RNA polymerase II cis-regulatory region sequence-specific DNA binding; DNA-binding transcription factor activity, RNA polymerase II-specific. The record is from RefSeq and is a predicted model, not a curated record. Lineage: Eukaryota; Metazoa; Chordata; Actinopteri; Beloniformes; Adrianichthyidae.